Molecule: messenger RNA, 1063 nt
Organism: Procambarus clarkii (red swamp crayfish)
Lineage: Eukaryota; Metazoa; Arthropoda; Malacostraca; Decapoda; Cambaridae
Source: RefSeq, a predicted model, not a curated record
GAACUCUCACGAUCGGCGACGACGUUCCAAUUUCUGUACGUGCUCUAUGCGAACUGGGCUGCAGGCGAGCUGCGAAACCUGCAGUGAGUGGACCAGUCAUGGGGACUAGUUUCGUGAUGGCGAUACUCUAGCUGCUGCUACUGCUGGUGUCCCUGCUCCGUCCUUUCCUCCUUGUCUUCAGGUUCCUGCUGCUAUGUCCUCUUCUUCUGCUGCCACGUCCUCUCCUUCUGCUGCUACGUCCUUUUCUUCUGCUGCCACGUCCUCUCCUUCUGCUGCUACGUGCUUUUCUUCUGCUGACACGUCCUCUCCUUCUGCUGCUACGUCCUUUUCUUCUGCUGCUACGUGCUUUUCUUCUGCUGCCACGUCCUCUCCUUCUGCUGCUACGUCCUUUUCUUCUGCUGCUACGUCCUUUUCUUCUGCUGCCACGUCCUCUCCUUCUGCUGCUACGUCCUUUUCUUCUGCUGCCACGUCCUCUUCUUCUGCUGCCACGUCCUCUCCUUCUGCUGCUACGUCCUUUUCUUCUGCUACCACGUCCUCUUCUUCUGCUGCCACGUCCUCUCCUUCUGCUGCCACGUCCUCUCCUUCUGCUGCCACGUCCUCUCCUUCUGCUGCCACGUCCUCUCCUUCUGCUGCCACGUCCUCUCCUUCUGCUGCUACGUCCUUUUCUUCUGCUCCUGCUGCUCCGUCGUCUCCUUACCGUGAGAAAGUGAGGUGACAUGUGCCCGCGCGCGCCACGAAAACAUUAAAUACCUCCGGACAUUCAAGUUAUACAGUGCCGGAAAACUGAUCAUAGAUAUCACCAAGUUUAUUACGACAUUCAAACAAAAUACGGUGAUUGAUAUUGAAACUUUGUUACAAAAUCAAUCCCCCUUAUAACUCACCCAUUUGCUUCUUGUAAAUGAGGAAGGAGUAGUUCGGACAAAAUCCAACAGCCAAAUAUAUAGCUCGGGACAUAUAACAUUCUCUGUAACUGGCUGACACUAUAAUUAUAAGGUGUGUGAAGGAUAGAUGAAUUUGUUAAUGUAAUAAUCUCCGUUAAGGUCUGAUAAAAGACCUUUUGUGC